AUGGCUCUCGAACCAACUCCUACCUCAACUACUGCUUCUACUCUUGUUUCAGUCACUACUCCUUCCCUUUCAACUAUACUUGUUUCAGCCUCCUCUCUAAACAUCUCACAAUGUGUCACACUAAAACUCUCAUCAAACAACUAUCUACUCUGGAAAACUCAAUUUGAGUCCUUUCUCUCAAGUCAAAAUCUGCUUGGCUAUGUCAAUGGUGGAACUCCACGUCCUCCCUCGACAGUCACUGUCAGAUCUGGAGAAACAACCUCAGAAGCUCCUAAUCCAAACUUCCACACAUGGAUGCGCAACGAUCAACUGGUUCUUGCUUGGCUCUUCGGCUCUCUCUCAGAAGAAGCACUCCGUAAUGUCUACGGCCUCCACACGUCUCACGAGGUAUGGAAAAGUCUAGCCAAAAAGUUUAAUCAUGUUUCAGUCUCUAGAAAACAUGAUCUCCAGAGACGUUUAAACAAUGUACCUAAGAUAGGAAAAACCAUGGCUGCAUAUUUAGAUGAGAUUAAGGCUAUUAGUGAUCAGUUAGACUCCAUAGGCUUCCCAGUCUCAGAUCAGGAGAAAAUUUAUGGUGCUCUAAGUGGAUUAGGUCCAGAAUAUCAGUCUAUUGACACAUAUGUUGAGAACUCCAUGGACCAGUUCCCAGGACCAACCUUUGAAGAUGUGGAGUUCAAGCUGAUCAACUUUGAGAACAAGCUUCUCAAAUAUUCUGAGACACCUGCAGUCUCUCCUCAUCUGGCGUUUCACACUGGUCGUGAGUACUCCAACAGAGGACGUGGUCAGAAUAAUGGCAGAAAUAGAGGUUACAGAGGACGUGGCUACUCUACUCGUGGUCGUGGAUUCCACCAACAGAUCAACACUUCAAACUUCGGUUCCUCUGAACGACCUACUUGUCAGAUCUGUGGGAAGUACGGUCACUCUGCAGUAAACUGCUCCAAGCGGUUUGAUCAUGCCUACCAAUCAGAAGAACUUCACAAUGCUUUAGCGGCUAUGAGGAUAACAGAUCAAUCAGGUCCACCAGGACAUGAGUGGUAUCGAGACUCGGGUGUUAUUGCACACAUCACCAACAAUGUGGAAGCUCUCCAGUCCGCUCAACCUUACACUGGUGAUGAUAGAGUAAUGGUAGGGAAUGGAGACUUCCUUCCCAUCACUCACAUUGGUUCAGUUCCUCUUCAAGGUACAUUUCUACCUCUGAAAGAUGUAUUGGUCUGUCCUCAAAUGGCUAAGUCUCUUAUGUCUGUUUCAAAACUCUGUGAUGAUUAUCCUUGUUCCGUCAAAUUUGAUUCUGAUGGUGUCCUUGUGAAGGACAAGCGGACAAAGCUGCACCUAGCAUAA
Molecule: messenger RNA, 1338 nt
Organism: Camelina sativa (false flax)
Lineage: Eukaryota; Viridiplantae; Streptophyta; Magnoliopsida; Brassicales; Brassicaceae
Source: RefSeq, a predicted model, not a curated record